ACAGCUCAUUAAAGAUUUUCUGUUCAUAGCCAAGAAUUAAACGUAAGCACGGUAGUGUAAAUAACGGGGAUAGUAAAUAAUAAACUGAUUAGUCUGCCACAACAUAAGAAGUUUUAGCAAACAACGUAACAGUUACAUUCCAAUAAAACAUUAAACUGCGAUAAAGAAAUAAAAUAUGGCUUCGGCUACGGUAAGAAAUGUGCCAUUACUGGAAGAUGACACUAUUCCCUUCGGUGAGGAAGAUGAAAUGCGCGAUCCGAGUGCAGCCGCUAAAAGAUAUGCGCAUCCCUACGUGACAUUUUUCCACCUGUUCUUCCGUGGCGCCGCAGUGGUUGUAUAUAUGUUCUGUGGCUGGUUCAGUGACUCCUUCAUAACAAGUUUCGUGUUCGUUGUGCUAUUUUUAUCGGCCGACUUUUGGACUGUUAAAAAUAUUACUGGUCGUUUAUUGGUGGGACUACGUUGGUGGAAUUACGUCGAUGACGAAGGCGUAUCACACUGGGUGUUCGAAUCCAAGCAGGGUCGUGUAAAUAAUAAUGAAGCGCGCGUAUUCUGGCUGGGUUUAAUACUCUUCCCCGUUUGUUGGGGUCUAUUUUUCGUGGUAGCACUUUUUGGCUUGAAAUUCAAAUGGCUUUUGCUGGUCAUGAUUGCACUGGCACUCAAUGGCGCUAAUUUAUUCGGUUAUGUUAAAUGUAAUUUCGGUGCAAAUAAGGAUCUCAACACGGCGGCAACGGAUUUCGUCAAGACGCAGUUAUUUAAAAAUGCCGUCGAUAUUAUGACAAAACCAAGUGCACAACCACCCACUGCGCGACCAACUAACGUCGUUUAGUUUGCACCAGGCACGAGCUGCUUGUUUCCACUAUGCUUAAUAUAUAAAUUGUGUAUAUUUAAUAUUAGUUAGUUUACUUUUUGUUGUUUUAUACACGUAUUACAUAUUUAAAAUUUUAUUUUCAACAUAAACAGCGAAGUAAAUUGCAAUAACGUGCAAAAUAUUUGUUA
This is a messenger RNA of Bactrocera tryoni, 996 nucleotides long. RefSeq lists its product as uncharacterized. The transcript has 3 exons. Bases 176 to 826 code for a protein of 216 amino acids. Gene Ontology annotation, biological process: protein secretion; vesicle-mediated transport. Lineage: Eukaryota; Metazoa; Arthropoda; Insecta; Diptera; Tephritidae. The record is from RefSeq and is a predicted model, not a curated record. Gene Ontology annotation, cellular component: Golgi membrane.